UAUUGUAAAUUAACAAGACAAUACAACUUUGAAUGAAAUAAUGUUUAAUAUAAAACAAUUGUUAAUAAUAUUACUAUUGUAUUUAACUAAUUUCUAUCAAUGUUAUGCAAAUGUGGUUUUUUUAACUGAAGAAAGCGGAAAAUAUCAACAACAAAUACAACAACCUUUAGAAUCUUACGGUAAUGCUGCUAGUCUAGAAACAAUUCUUGGUGCUUCCUAUUACCCUGUGGAAUCAUAUGACAUUGAUGAUGGUAUUAAUAGUGGUGUAGGUGAAGCUAUCACAUCUACGGAUUAUCUUCCACAAAUUGAAUAUCAAGCUUAUAAUAAUGAUGGUAAUUUAUACCAUGUACCCGUUGUAUAUGGCGGUAAAUAUAGCGAUUAUGUGAAUGAAGAUAAUGAUUAUGAAAAUUAUAUACCACAAGUAUACCAAGCAGUACAAUCAGAAUAUUAUCCAAAUCAAAGAGAAGAAUCAUACACACCAGAAAGAUAUGAGGUUGUGAAUUCCCAGCAGGAAGAAUAUACACCAGAAGUGUACUUGGCUGGAAAUUCUGAGUAUUAUCCAAAUUACAGAGAAGAAUCAUACACACCAGAAAGAUAUGAGGUUGUGAAUUCCCAGCAGGAAGAAUAUACACCAGAAGUAUACUUGGCUGGAAAUUCUGAGUAUUAUCCAAAUUACAGAGAAGAAUCAUACACACCGGAAAGAUAUGAGGUUGUGAAUUCCCAGCAGGAAGAAUAUACACCAGAAGUAUACUUGGCUGGAAAUUCUGAGUACUAUACGUAUCCAGAACAAGAAUCAUACACACCAGAAAGAUACGGGAUUGUGAAUUCCAGACAGGAAGAAUAUACACCAGAAGUACACUUAGCUGGAAAUUCUGAGUAUUAUCCAAAUUACAGAGAAGAAUCCUACACGCCAGAAGUAUACAAAACUGUAUAUCCUAAAAAUUAUCCAAUACCUAAACAUGAGAAAUAUACACCACAUGAAUAUAAAGUUGAAAAUGUUGAAUAUUAUCCAAAACACAAAUAUGAACAAUAUAAACCAGAAGUGUAUGUCAAUGAAGACAACAAGCAUCACUUGAGACACAGACCUGAACAAUACAAUUCAGAGGUAUACAAAAGAAACAACAUUGUUCACCACGGACCAGAUGAACAUGAGAAGUAUAAACCAGAAGUAUAUGAAACUGAACACAUGGAAUAUUAUCCAAAACAUGAUCAUAAAAUGCAUAAACCAGUGGUAUAUGAAGACAAAUCUUUCGAAUAUCAUCCAAGUCAUAAGCAGGAAAAGUAUGCACCAAAAGUAUAUGAAACUAAACACAUCAAACCUUAUCCAAAUCAGGAACACAAAGGCCAUAAACAAGAGGUAUAUGAAACUAAGACCAAUGAAUAUUAUCCCAUACAUGGAUAUGAUAAUUAUAAACCAAAGGUAUAUGAAGCUAAAGUCACAGAAUACUAUCCACGCUAUGAACAUGACAAGUACAAACGAAGUGUUGCCGAAAAACACAUUAAACAUCAUCAACCUAUACAACGACGUACUAGUCUAGGCAAACCCAUAAACUACAAUAAUUAUUAUGAAAAUGAAGCACGAACAGAUUAUAAUAACUAUGCUGAAUACCAUCAUAAUUCUGUUGAAAAAGAAAAUCAACCAGAUUACUCCAACUUACCAAUAGCCUCAAAUAAACAUCAAAAGUAUGUACCAAAUAAAUUAGGCGAUUUACAUGAUUAUAUACCCAUAGAUGAUAAACUCUAUGUGAUUCAUCCAAAAAGUUUAAACACUAAUGAAUAUAAAGUGGAAACAGUCACUGCUAAACCUAAUGAUUAUUAUUUCCAUCAACCAUCGAUAAGGUAUAUAGCACAGAAAAAAGCAAAUGGUAAUUUCAAAAAUAUCUAUCCAAAAUUGUCUGCACGCUACCAAGCUUAUAUACAAUCAUCACAGAAUGAUAAAAAGGUGCAUUAUCCAUCUUCUAAAUCUACAAAACACUACUAUCUUCAACAGAAUAAACCCGUUGCCUAUAGUGUUAACAAUUAUCAAGUGAAAUCUAAACCACUGAAGAGGAGGUACAAUGGCUACUUUUCACCAAAAAGUCUAUUUCAAUUCGGUGAUGAAGAAAAAUCUAAAGAUUAUUUAGAAGUUAUUUCAUAUCAUCAUAGUGCACAUCAAGGACCAAAAGGUAAAAUUAAAAAUUAUUCACAUUAUGAUAUGUACGGUCGAUUAAUUGUUCGAGGUAAGGUAAUAUUUGAUAAAAAACCCGGAUCGAAACACAAAGCUCACGAUUAUGCAUACAAUCAUAACAAUCAUAUUAAUAAUAAUAAAAACAUUUUAUAAUAAUAAUGAAGAUUUAAAUAAGAAAUAUAUAAACCACUAUGCCUAUACAAGAGGCGGAGUACACAAGUAGUAUCCUGAUAAUGAUAAUAAUAAUAACAAACAUUCAUAUUACAGAUGGAUAAUAAAAUAUCAUAAAAUUCCCUGUAAUUUUGUUCUUUAUUAAUAAUAAAAUACAAUUUUA
Molecule: messenger RNA, 2501 nt
Organism: Trichobilharzia regenti
Lineage: Eukaryota; Metazoa; Platyhelminthes; Trematoda; Strigeidida; Schistosomatidae
Source: the annotation of a GenBank genome assembly